UGACCAGAUGACUCUACUGACCUAGGCUGUGAGGCUGUGAAGAAACCAUGAUGCGAUGACCACUGACUGAGUACAGGAGUCGCAGUGCUACAUGACCUAUGCUGAACUACUAGUACUGUAGUAGUCUACAAUUAUUAUAAGUAGUUACAAAACUAGACUAGUAGUUACAUUUGCUAACUGUGUGGAAGAACAGACGGGCCGGCGCCGAUAGCUCGCCGAAACAGCCCGCUCGAGACUGCAACAAGAAGAAGAACGCUACAUGCAGCGCUACCACUAGUACCAGUGCAGUAGAAACGGUUUCCCGGAGUGAACUAGUAAUCAAUGCGAUAGAUGUCAGUGUAGCGUUUCUGUUGAAUCGAGCUUUCUUUGUUGCUUUAGACUUAGUGGUCGCAUUUUGAUCGGUUCAUCAUUUUAGAUCUUCCUAGGGUAUUUUGGCGGGUAUCCAAUAUCGUUGCGAUGGGCAAGGAGAAAGGCAAGGCAACCACACAAACAGAACCAGCGGAACCAGCUGCAACUAGCUCUGUUAGAGCUUCAUCAACGUCCAAGGAAAUUCUCCUGCAAAAAAGUGAGAAGGUAAAGCUGAUAAAUGAGGAGCUGGAAGAUUUGCUGGCGAGAUGCCGCUCAGCAGGGCUGAACGAUCACGAGACACGGCAGUGUGCUGGCUAUUUUCAAAACGCUGCACAUCAAGUGCGAAGGAAGAAGCUACUACGAUACGUGUGCAUUUAUUCGUUCCUGGUAGCCAGCCUCUGCGGAGCAUUUUACUUCAACCCCACCUACAACUGGAUAUCAGCCCACGCUAGAUUGGCAAGCAUACAGUUUAUUCCGUACUACGAUUUCACCAAGAUGUACAAUGACCAAUGCCUUGUCAACAACCCGUUGUAUGAGGAGCCAACUCAAGAGCUGAGCUGUGAUAUUUGCAAGGAAUUAGGUGAUGCUAUUGAGAGUGUAACAGCUGCAGAAGCUUCACCAUCAGUGAUCAUGAAUGACUUCCUGGACAUCCAAGUUCCUGUUGUCAUUACGAAAGCACUGGGCUCCUGGCCUGCAGUCAACAACAAGUUGGAUCUUGAUGAUAUUUACAAGCUCUAUAAGGAAUCAAAGGUGCUGAGAGACAACUUUUCAACAGGUCCACACUGCCAGAUUGUCGGCCCAAGAGACACCUUCGAAGACGUACUGGAUGCUCUUGGCAAACGAGAGGAUGUGACUUCGUUUUCAGCAGCGUGGCAAAACUGUGAGAUCAAAGCCUACAAGGAAUUCCGUAAGCUGUAUCGUCGUCCAGACUUCCUACCACCAGCAGCCGAGGCAUCACAGUAUAACACUGUUAUAACGUCCUUUGGGAAGAAGAAAGAAGCAGGAGAGUUUACGUCUCAAUCUCUUGGCCUUGUGCAAGGAGAGAAUGACCUGGCAGUUUGGAUUGGACAGGUAUCUGGUGAGCUCCACUACACUAUAUCUCCGGUGGGAGAAUGCUCAAAGUGCCAGACAUUUGACGUCUACCUUGGUGAAAAUGAUUUCUUGAUUGUUCCGUUAGACCUGUGGGAAGUAUCAUAUAGACCUGUAUCGGCAUCGGCACCAGACGCUUACGCUAUUAUGUCCGGUCUGGUCUGGGAUCGUUCCUAGACAGCGGCAUGGCAGUGCUGCACUGAUUUUUAUCAGAAUUACACAUCUAUUUUCUCAAAUGAUAACAGCAUCGUAUAUUUUAGUCUGUUCCUCACGCAUAUGACUCUAUUGGAAUGACAGGCAGUGUCACUCAGUUCUGAUUGAGUUCUUCAUCACGUGCAGCUGUAUAUCAAUAUUGGCUUUUGAUGGGUGUAUUGGAUUAUUUCUUUCAGGUGUUAUGAGCUAUGGCACAUUAGCUACGAAAUGAAAUCUAACUCCAACAUGCAGUCUCAGAACAUGACUUUAUGGGCAUA
This is a messenger RNA of Sycon ciliatum, 1907 nucleotides long. RefSeq lists its product as uncharacterized. The transcript has 8 exons. The record is from RefSeq and is a predicted model, not a curated record. Lineage: Eukaryota; Metazoa; Porifera; Calcarea; Leucosolenida; Sycettidae. The coding region runs from base 457 to 1614 and encodes 385 amino acids.